This is a messenger RNA of Corythoichthys intestinalis (scribbled pipefish), 2665 nucleotides long. RefSeq lists its product as uncharacterized. NCBI's taxonomy places the organism in Eukaryota, Metazoa, Chordata, Actinopteri, Syngnathiformes, Syngnathidae. The transcript is spliced from 8 exons. Gene Ontology annotation, molecular function: carbohydrate binding; signaling receptor activity. The record is from RefSeq and is a predicted model, not a curated record. The coding region runs from base 96 to 1046 and encodes 316 amino acids.
GUCGCCGCCCGCUCGUCCGACUCACACUUGCCUUCGAUAGUGUUUCUACCACCUGCGGAUCAAAACUGAGGCUGUGAAGCUGAAAGUCUGAAAUAAUGAAGUCUCCAUCACUUCUUAUCCAGGUGGCCAUCGUGCUUGGCCUUUGGGCUCUUCAAGGAGUUCUUAGUAAGGAGGAGUCGUGUCCGUCAGGAUGGCUGGAGUUCAAAGACUCUUGUUACUACUACUGCCCCAAGGAUCAGGGUAAGAAAUCGUGGAAUGAAGCCAGAAACCGCUGCGAUGCCAAGGGGGGGCACCUAGUCAUCAUCCGGAGCAUCGAAGAGAGGAAUUGGCUGCAAUCAAAAUAUUCUGGUAAAUCCUGGUGGAUCGGCCUGACGUACAGGGCAGUUGAGAAUGAGUGGAAGUGGAUCGACGAAACUCCUUUGAGCGAAUGCCUAUCGCAUUGGCAUCCAGGAGUGCCUGACAAAUGGGGUGGAGAAGAAAAUUGUGCUGAAAUUUUUUGGAGAAGUGGGUACUGGAAUGACUACAGAUGCCACAUGCGUACAGGCUACAUCUGCAAGCGCUGCCGAGAUAGCGAUGGGAAAAUUUACAACAACAUCAAAGGCACCUGCAACCUCCAAGUGGAUGUGUACCAGGACGUUUCCGAAGUGCUGUUCGAGGAGCGUCUACGGAAAGACCGCGUCAUUGUCAUCCAAGGAAAAGUGAAGUUGAACCCAACCAAGUUUGUCAUCCACCUAUCUUUGGGCCACGGUGAAGACACCCCGUUGCGCAUCGAAGUUGAUUUCACAGAUGGGGACCUUGAGUUGGUGACCCGCAUCGGUAGUCAUGUUGGCGGAAAGUAUGUCAACAAGGUCAUCGAGAAGGACUGCUUCCCCUUCAUAGCCGGAAGCGACUUUGAGAUGACCAUCAAGUGCGGUGUCGACAUAUUCCACUUGACCGUCGGCAAAGACUACGAGGUGAAAUACAUGAACGAUGGCUACAAUCUGGAAGAUAUCUACAGGCUGUUGGUGGAGGGUGACGUAACGGUCACCGCCGUCAGGCUGAUUUGAGGCCGUCGGCGCAGUAAAAUUGGAGGCGCUCCUACCUGUCAUGAUGUUGACACCAUGACGGCUCUUAACGUAAAAUGAACUGUUACGCUUAUUUCUGUUUGACGUUACUUCUAAUGAAUAUUUUAGCUUUUGAUCAAGACUGACUCUGUAAUCCGUCACCUUGUGUAAACAACAGCAUACAUACAAUUUUCAGUUUUCUCAUCUUCUAACCAUUUUUCUUCAAUAAAGGUAUACUUUUAUUCACAAGGACUGUUAAGGUAUACUUUUAUUCACAAGGACUGUUAAUUGAACAUCAUGAAUACAAUGGUGUGCAAAUCUGACCAAAUCCAUAUUCAAUUGAAUAUUAAGCGGCUCCCUGUUAAGACGAACAUAAAGUUGGUUAGUUUUUUUAAAGUUGUUUUAUAUGUAGGAAUAUGUGUUUUAACGAUUUGUUAAGAGCAUUGUAAAAAAAAAAAAAAAAAGUUAACAUUUUAUAGCAUUUAAGCUAGCGGCCAAGAUGAGUUAUUUUAAUUUAUUUUUAAAUGAAAGUGCUAUUCGGCAUAGUUUGGAAACACACACGGGAAUUUUAUUUUUUAUCCGCAUUUAAUGCUCUUUUGAAAGUGCAACAUUAGCAAGCCUUUGUUUACAUCUCCUAAAAAUUAUUCUGCAACGUAUGAAAUGUUCCUAAUCCGAUUACUCGAUAACAAGUUGAUGAAUUAGUCGAUUACUAAAAUAAUAGCUGCAGCCCCGACUAUUUACAUUAGUUGAAUAUUAACUGAGACGGAGCGUGUGUGUAUGACUCGUAUCAUUAUUUACACAUACACACCUUCUCUCAACACAAAAGUCACCAGAGAAAAAAAAAUACCACAGGCUGUGUUAUGAAAAUGUUAUUUUGAACAGAUGUUUACAAUUUAAAAUUCCAGCAGAGCAUUGUAAAAAAGUCAUUGAUGGAGUUAUUUUUUCUGAAGGUUGUCCUACCAAGUAUUACGCUGAGGGUGCCAAUACUUUUGUCUGGCCCCUUUUGGAGUUUUGUGUAAAAUUGUAUUUUUAAAAAAAUCAUUCGGUAACACUUUAUAAUAACUAUCCGUUUUACUAGUUAAUAGAUCAUUAGUAAACUGUUGAUAAAUGUUUAUUGUUGAUUUGUGAAGUAUUUGUUAACAGUUUGUUAAGCAUUUACAGGAUGUUCCAAUAUGGUUGACCUCAUUCUAAAUGCCCAUGCUAGUUCAUGGAUCUUCAUAAAACUACUGUAUAUACACUUUAUGUUGAAGGUCAUAAGUUUUAUUGGUUAAAUAUACAAAAAGUAAAACAAAUUGUUGGUUCUAUGGCAGAUUUUCAUAAAUGUGCAACAUCAGCGCUGCCUGCAAAAUGCCUUAUCAAAAUGCCUUUUGAAGUGAACGGCAUUUCUUAACCUGAAAUGAUAGAAAUGCCAAACAUUACACACAAAAACUUGAAACGUUUCUACACAAACUGUGUUUCAGGUUAAGAACACCCUGUAAAUGCUUAACAAACUGUUAACAAAUACUUCACAAAUCAACAAUAAAUCAUUUAUCAACAGUUUACUAAUGAUCUAUUAAUUAGUAAAACGGAUAGUUAUUAUAAAGUGUUAUCAAUCAUUCUCUUUUGUGUUUUUUAAUAGCAAG